GUGUUCCACUGUGGUAUACAUUUGUUUAUUUUUGUUGUUCUUUUAUUAUUAAAUGUAAAAUUGGCCACUAUUUCUUGCACAUCAGUUUUAAAUUCCAGUGAGAAAAGGUAUACUAAACUAUGGCUCAUCUUCCAGUUCAAAAUCCGCAAGGGCUAACAACAAGACAACAAAUAGCACAGAUUCAUUGCAGUAUACAACAAGAACUCGACCGAAUGGGCGAUUUGCUUGAUGCGUUAGACCAAGAAUAUGAAGAAUACCAGGCUGCGAUUCCAUCAUCUGCCAGGACCCUUGCUGCAUCUGCAUGUAGCGCAGGAAAUCCACCAACGGCAGAAGAUGUUGUUAUUCAGUAUCAGCAACUCGAAAACGAUGCUCUUGAUGAAAUGAGAAACAACAGAAACCAGAACGAGGUCCUCCAACAAAGUAUGGCCGCAAUGCAGAAGAUUCCUGAAACCAAAACAAACCAGGGGAACCCCCCAUCAUGAACUUCAUAACAAGUUAGUACAUUUAAGUUGUGACAAGAAAUGUUGGUGGUCUAGAUCGAGCAAAAAAUGUAAAUUGCGGUCUUACGUACAAGAUGAAAUAUUAUGUAUUCAUUUUAAAACGUUUAAAGAGUAAAAUGUAUGUAUGAAUAAUUCA
This is a messenger RNA of Homalodisca vitripennis (glassy-winged sharpshooter), 636 nucleotides long. RefSeq lists its product as uncharacterized. The record is from RefSeq and is a predicted model, not a curated record. NCBI's taxonomy places the organism in Eukaryota, Metazoa, Arthropoda, Insecta, Hemiptera, Cicadellidae. The transcript has 8 exons. Bases 120 to 482 code for a protein of 120 amino acids.